Fusarium verticillioides 7600 is the source of this 2483-nucleotide messenger RNA. RefSeq lists its product as hypothetical. The coding region runs from base 1850 to 2383 and encodes 177 amino acids. The record is from RefSeq and is a predicted model, not a curated record. Gene Ontology annotation, molecular function: fatty acyl-CoA hydrolase activity. Lineage: Eukaryota; Fungi; Ascomycota; Sordariomycetes; Hypocreales; Nectriaceae. The transcript is spliced from 2 exons.
ACACUUUGAAAAUCUCCAACUCGACGCAUGCAGUAACUUAUACUGUAAAUGUCAACUUCUAUACCAUUAUCCGCCUUAAGCCUUCAGUUCCACCCAGAACCCUUCUGCCUGUCACUGCGCAUCUCCCUUGACCACUCUCCCACUUGCCCUCGCGUGACUCCAUAAAAUCCUCUUGUUUCUGAUGUUGGCCCUCGAUCCAUUUGUGGAUACACGUAUAGCAAUAGACGACGCCGGUUUGACAGGCUGUUGGAGUGACGAUCUCAUCGACGCAAAUAGGGCACAAUGCCGAAUCGCUGGGAAAUGGAAUCGUGUAGACAGGGAGCAACGAGGGAGUGGCGAUGGGUGCAUCUUCUGCUGAAGGGAUUGAAUCUCCCUCGUUGGACUCCUCUUUCUUCACUUCUGGCUUCUUCUUGCCGGAGCCUCCCUUGCCAUCUGCCGAAAUCACAGGCGGGGGCAAAUCAACACUUUCAGUCGCUUUUCGUGAAAGUUGCUUCGCAAAAUCCGACUGAUACCACCAUUCCAAAAACUUGAGGGCAAAGAUACUUGUCGGUAGCAAAAUCGACAAGCUUGACAACACCCGUGGGCCCAUCUCACGGGGGUUUAACAACGACCGCCACCCAGGUCUGUGUCCUGUCUCGGGUGUCUGUGUCAAAGCCUCAAUGGCCUUAUAAUCUGCACCCGACAUUCUUCGAAUACGUGUUCCUAUCAGCCACAAGAGAGGGCUGUGGUACUUGCUCCCGUCGAAGAGGUACGCCAGAUUGAAAGCAAGCAUGGCAAAGUAAUAGCCGGCAUUGACGCUCGGGUAUAUGUUCCUGAGGAACCAUCGGUAAUAGUAUAGGAAUCGGUCGCGAAGAGUCGGGUUAUCUGGCAUCCGCGUGUAUGCCGCACCGAGAAGAGCUCUUGGCGCAUUCACCUCGUAGCUCUCGUCAAGCUUCCGCUUCAGGUAAGGGAUUCCAACGAUGACGAGAAGAUUCUUCCAGACGUCCCGGGUCGUGAGUUUCAAUGUCUCGCGCACAAUGUCGGGCGAUGACAUGCUCGCGCGUGGCACUUCGGCAUGGAGGCCCUUUUCGCGCUUGAGGCCGUAGAAGUUCUCUGUGAAGGAGCCGCCCCGGGUGCGCAGGUAAUGCCGCUCAACGAGCAGCAUGACACCAGCAUAUAUCUCAUCGAACGAGUUUAGUAUCCUUAGAAGAUACCGUGGGUGUCGAUGCGUCGCAAUGGUAAGUAGGUAGCGGAGGGUCGGCGGGAGGAGGGCGUUGAGUUGUUGCUCAGAAAGGACUUCGAAUAGAGACGGCUUCUGUUCGUCGAAGGUGCCCCGAAGGGCCGUGACAAACUCCAUUGCCUCUAGGAUAUGCCUGGAGGAUGCGGAGGAUGAGUGAAGGAAUGACAAUGAACGGUGAUAAAUUCAAGGUUGAGGAUGAACGGAGAUCAGCUGCGACAGGAGAUCUUCAGUGGAGCGGCAAUUUGUUAGUGACCCCGGAUUACUGUACUGUACUGUGCAGGUGCGAUAACGGGUAAAGUGGAUCCAUCCAUGCGACAACAUCAAGCUCGGGCUGGUUGGCCCGACCGAUGGAAGUGCCUCGGCUUCUGGGGUCAUUGGCUGAAACGGGGAACAAUCAGCAUCAAGGUUAGGUAGCGUUUACAACGGACCGAGGUAUCGUCAGUCAGUCAACUGGUAAGUAAAGGUAAGCCAGAUGUCAAUUUCAUUGUGAUACCCCAGGUUUUACUUUUGUAUCUUUUUGGAAGGCUCAGGCCAUUUGCUGUCAUAUUUCAUAAUCCAUCUUGAUUCGAGACUGCAGCCUCUCUUGGGUACCUUACCUUGCAAUAACUUGUACAUUAAAGACCAAACAAAAUGUCCGACUCCAAACCAACAGACGAUCACCGCAAGACCUUGAAAGAGGGCAGUCCAGAAGAAAGAGUCAAAGCCUGGUUACAGCUUUCGCAAAAUGAUGACGGUCAUUCUAAACAAGGAGAUUGGAUGAAUACCCUCAUUCCUCAUCUCCAGCUCGUGUCCACCAAUGCUGAAGGACCUCACCCAUCAUGUGUAUUCUCAUAUACAGUUCAGCCCGAUAAUUGCAACAGGCUACAGAACCUGCACGGAGGUUGCGCAGCCACACUCUUUGACUGGUGUACGACAUUACCCCUUGCUUUGGUGAACAAACCCGGCUUCUGGCAGUAUAUGGGCGUGAGCAGGACACUUAACAUCACAUACAUGCGACCUGUGCCCGUUGGAACCGAGGUAUUGAUCGAGUGUUCGAUCACUCAAGUCGGCAAGAAAUUGGCCUCUCUGCACGGAAGUAUGAGAAGGAGAUCAGAUAAUCUUCUCCUAGCUACAGCUGAGCAUGGAAAAGUAAAUAUAGAUGACGAUCUUAAGGCUAGGAUGUAGAGGAGGAACUCAUGAUAAACACAAGACAUAGAUAAAUCAUUUCAUAAUAUAUAUUCUAGAAUUAGGUGUUGAAUAAGGUACUAUCAAGUAGAUUUCGCUC